Alternaria metachromatica is the source of this 888-nucleotide messenger RNA. RefSeq lists its product as uncharacterized. Gene Ontology annotation, biological process: mannosyl-inositol phosphorylceramide biosynthetic process. Gene Ontology annotation, molecular function: mannosyltransferase activity. NCBI's taxonomy places the organism in Eukaryota, Fungi, Ascomycota, Dothideomycetes, Pleosporales, Pleosporaceae. The coding region runs from base 1 to 888 and encodes 295 amino acids. The transcript has a single exon. The record is from RefSeq and is a predicted model, not a curated record.
AUGAACAAGAUGUUCCUCCGCCAGAUUCUCAUUCGAAUCGUCAUCGCUGCCGCGUUGUUAAAGAUCUUCAGUAUCUUCAGGCGCCAACAUGCCUUCCAAGCCUACAUCGAGCGCCGCAAGAUCACCUUCGACGAUUUCCCUGAGCCCUACGCUAAGGCUCUGAACGAUACCGUAGCGCGCAACGAGCAACCUCUGGAGUCAGACUAUACAUCUACCUACACCGGAUCUAAGAUCCCGCGCACGAUACAUUACAUAUGGUUUGAGAGAAUCUACCCAAAUCAUGAAGGCUCUAGCGGAGGCCCUUCUAUUGGAUUCGGGUCGCCGAAACUCUGUCGAGAGCACAACCCCAGCUACGAAAUCCGCAUGUGGAAUGCAGAGAGCGCUCGCGAGUUCCUGUCCAACGAGUAUGCUUGGUUUCUACCGACAUACGAUGGUUACCGAUACCCUGUCAGUACUCUACAAGUAUCACUGCAACUGGAACGUAUGCUGACUUUGUCUGCCCACGUUCAGAUCCAAAAGGUUGACGCCUUGAAGUACUUCGCCCUCUACCACUUCGGUGGCGUCUACAUGGACCUAGACGUCGCGUGCCGACGCUCACUAGAUCCCUUAUUGGACUUCCCAGCCUGGUUCCCAGAAGCAUCACCACUGGGCGUCAACAACGACUUGAUGGCAUCAGCGGCGAAGCAUCCAGUCGUCAAGAAGAUGACGGAAGGCCUUGUUACACACAACUGGAAUCUACUUUUCCCGUACCUCACAAUCUUCUGGACAACUGGACCGCAGUUCACGAGCACAAUCUUGCAGGAAUGGUUUGAGGAGUGUCCUAAUGGGCAAUGUAAACAGUGGAAGGCACGGAAUGAUCUUGGUAAGUCAGCCAUUCUUGUCUUGUGA